AUGACGCCAAUCCUGCACUCACAUGCGUCGACACCCAGGGCUGAUACUCAAAUCGUGGUUCGAACCCGAUACAUGAUCAUGCUCGAAGAAUGUGAUCGCAGAAUCCCACUCAGUCACAAGACUUUAGCAGCGGUUUCACAGUGGAUUCUCCUAGCGGGUUACUUGGUGAUUCCCGGCACGUUCACUUCCCUUCAGCGAUCCAACUUACUGAGUGGCGCCUCGGCCACAAUCGUUCAGAUGGUUAAAAMCCCGCCACUGUUAGCGAUUGCAUGCAUGUGUUUUGUCUUCGGAGCAGCUGCAUUGGUAUGGCUCACAUGGAGAUGGCGGUAUAACUACAUCUGGCUCUCUCAGUUAUUUCGCCCUACGAUCCUGAAUGCGUUUGCCGGCUUUCUGACCACGCUGGUCAAUAUUUAUUCCGCGCAAGAUGGAGACUGGUCUAUCAUGGCACUUCUGACCGUGAUUCUAACCGUCGUGGUGAUGGUCAUGUCCGCGACAGCGACCGCGUACUUUCGUUACGUGAGAUUGGCGGAUAUUGAAAGAGAACAUGAGCAAGAAACGAGACAUGUUGCCCUUCUGCGUUGGCGAACAGAAAUCCAGAAUGGGUUGUAA
Talaromyces amestolkiae is the source of this 609-nucleotide messenger RNA. RefSeq lists its product as uncharacterized. Lineage: Eukaryota; Fungi; Ascomycota; Eurotiomycetes; Eurotiales; Trichocomaceae. Bases 1 to 609 code for a protein of 202 amino acids. The transcript has 2 exons. The record is from RefSeq and is a predicted model, not a curated record.